AAGGAAUUGAAAUUGGGCUGAAACGGAAGAUGGGUUUUCAGUGGUUUCUGAUACCAGAAUAUCAGCAGAUUAUCCAUGAACUAGAGAUUACUCGGUUCAGCUAAAUUCAACAGGAUCAGCACAAGUCAAAAGAUGAACAAGGUUGUUGAAAGUCUAAAAGAUGAUGAGCCCCUUCUAGAUUCAGUCCUAAUACAUAUGGGAGCAUGUAUUCAGCUUUGGGGAAGUUUGAGAGCUCCAUGGUUGUAUAUAAAAGAGCAAUUGGUGUUCUUGAAAGCAAACACGGGAAAAGUAGUAUAUUUCUUGUCUCACCAUUGUUGGGGAUGGCAAAAAUUCUUGGUUCUAUUGGAAGAGUAAAAAAAGCCAUAGAGGUCUACCAUCGUUCAAUAGCUAUUUUAGAAUCAAGCAAAGGCGUUGAGAGCGAAGACUUGGUUGUCCCUUUAUUUGGUCUUGGCAAUCUUUUGAUGAAGGAAGGAAGAACUACAGAUUCUGAAAUUCAUUUUAAUAGAAUUUUGAGCAUAUAUAGGAAGUUAUAUGGAGAAAAUGACGGAAGAGUUGGCAUGGCCUUGUGUUCUCUAGCCCAUGCAAAGUGCUCAACUGGGAACGUUGAAGAAGCUAUUGACUUGUAUAGAAAGGGUCUUCAGCUCAUCAAGGACACAAAUUAUAUAGCUCUGGAUGACAGUAUCAUGGAGAAGAUGAGGAUUGAUUUGGCAGAAUUACUUCAUGUUGUAGGAAGAGGAAAAGAAGGCCGAGAAUUGCUAGAGGAAUGCUUGUUGAUCUCUGAAAGAUCCAAAGGAAAAGAUCAUCCCAGCUCAGUUAGCCACCUUAUAAAUCUUGCUACCUCUUAUUCACAAUCGAAGAAUUUUGUUGAGGCUGAGCGGUUGUUGAGGAGAAUUAUCAUAUCUGGCCCAUAGGAAAAAAAAAAAAAA
This is a messenger RNA of Manihot esculenta (cassava), 926 nucleotides long. Its product is annotated as nephrocystin-3-like. Gene Ontology annotation, biological process: chloroplast organization. Gene Ontology annotation, cellular component: chloroplast. The transcript is spliced from 6 exons. Gene Ontology annotation, molecular function: protein binding. Bases 204 to 911 code for a protein of 235 amino acids. NCBI's taxonomy places the organism in Eukaryota, Viridiplantae, Streptophyta, Magnoliopsida, Malpighiales, Euphorbiaceae. The record is from RefSeq and is a predicted model, not a curated record.